AUGGUGAGUGGUAUUGUUGGCAGUAACAUGGCGGCGACUGAUGCGAGGUUUCUAAGUUCGAAUUUUGGCAACAGUUUCAGCAUCAACACCAGAAUCCACAGACGGAAUUUCCACGAUCGAUCCCAAAUCGCAAUCCCUAGAGCUCAAGCUUCUUCUUCUCCACCACCUCCACCUUCUUCAUCCUCCGACAAAAAUCCCCGCGAAAAGAAGACCCGAAACAGGCCCGUAACCACAACUACGAAGGAAAGCGAAGAGACGACGGCAAAGAAACUCGAAGUAGCUCCUCCUCCGGCUCAAUCUCCGUCUCCGCCGCAAUUGAAAUUAGACGAUGUGAAUCCCGUGGGACUAGGAAGGCGAUCGCGGCAGCUCUUCGACGAGGUAUGGCGGAAAUUCUCCGGAUUGGGUCAGAUUUCGAGAACGACCCGACCCGACGAACAGGAAACUCUCGACAGUCUUUUCAUUAGAGAAGGACCUAUGUGCGAAUUCGCAGUCCCCGGAGCUCAAAACGUCACCGUCUUAGUCGUCGGAGCCACAAGCCGAAUCGGGCGUAUCGUCGUCCGUAAACUCAUGCUCCGUGGCUACACCGUCAAGGCGCUGGUGAGGAAAACAGAUGAGGAAGUGAUAAGUAUGUUGCCAAGAUCAGUAGAUAUUGUGGUCGGAGAUGUUGGAGAACCUUCAACGCUCAAAUCCGCAGUGGAAAGCUGCAGCAAGAUCAUAUAUUGCGCCACUGCUCGGUCUACUAUCACUGCAGACCUUGUCCGUGUUGAUCAUUUGGGUGUUUAUAACCUCACCAAGGCUUUUCAGGAUUACAAUAACAGACUAGCGCAACUAAGAGCGGGUAAAAGCAGCAAAAGCAAGCUUCUGAUUUCGAAAUUCAAGUCGGCUGAGUCGCUUAACGGUUGGGAAGUUCGUCAAGGAACUUACUUUCAGGACACAACUGCUUCUAAAUAUGAUGGUGGAAUGGAUGCUAAGUUCGAGUUCACCGAAUCUGAGAGAGCUGAGUUUUCAGGUUAUGUUUUCAGUCGAGGAGGAUAUGUUGAGUUGUCGAAGAAGCUUUCACUUCCACUAGGUUCCACUCUUGACAGGUAUGAAGGCUUAGUUCUUUCUGUUGGUGGGAACGGAAGAGCCUAUGUUAGAGCUGUUGAUGGCCUUGCUGGUGCACAACAAGAUCUAAGAAGCUUUAGCCUUAUAUUCGAGUACAUCAAAGCUUUGCCUGCGGGUCAAGAAACCGACUUUGUUUUGGUGUCAUGUACUGGUUCAGGUGUAGAGCCCAACAGAAGGGAGCAAGUGCUAAAAGCUAAGAGAGCUGGUGAAGAUUCUUUGAGAAGAUCAGGCCUUGGAUACACCAUCAUUCGUCCCGGUCCCUUGAAAGAGGAGCCAGGUGGGCAACGAGCUCUGAUAUUUGAUCAAGGAAACAGAAUUUCUCAGGGCAUCAGUUGCGCGGAUGUGGCUGAUAUUUGUGUCAAGUCAUUGCACGAUUCAACCGCAAGAAACAAAAGCUUUGAUGUUUGCCAUGAAUACGUCGCUGAGCAAGGAAUAGAGCUCUACGAGCUGGUGGCUCAUUUGCCAGACAAGGCGAACAACUAUCUGACUCCUGCUUUAUCUGUACUUGAGAAGAACACAUGA
This is a messenger RNA of Microthlaspi erraticum, 1626 nucleotides long. The record is from the annotation of a GenBank genome assembly. Lineage: Eukaryota; Viridiplantae; Streptophyta; Magnoliopsida; Brassicales; Brassicaceae.